CUAAGAAAGUAAAAAACUAGUUUGUAGUUUUUUAUUUCAGAUAUUAUACAUUUUGCAUAUGGAAGGAAUCUAAAUUGAAGUUCAAACUGCACUUUUCCCCAAAGGAAGCCCAGUGAGAGAGUGCCAAAGAGAGCACAUUGCCCGAAGAGCGCGGGAGCGCCCCCCAUCACACACCCUAUUCACACUGCACUUUUGCAAGUGCGAGAGCUGGAGAGCGAUAUAGAGAGAGGGCUAACAACCGGCUGUUAGUUGGGGCAUCGCGAGCGCUAAAAGGAGAGGGAGAGUGUCGGAAGCCUGGAAGCUAAACAACAAGAGCCAGGCCAAACACUCACGAAAGAUAACGACUGGCUUCAUUUGAUAUUCGCCAGCCGGCAGCAGCGGAACAAGAAAAACAACACAGAACACACAAGGCGGACGCCGCAGCUGCGGACACCAAAUUAGAAUACUAUAACGGCGACAAGUUAUCGCACAAUUAGUACGCGGGCGAGAAUUGCUACCGAGAUACGUGGUCGGCGCACAACCGAAAUUUUCCCCAAAAACCCAAGUGCCGUGUGAGUGCAGAAGAAGCUCAAAAGCAGAGGUAGACAGAAGUAGAGCUUAGACAUGUACACGAAAAUCUUUCGCGCUGUGAUAAUCGGAGCCCCCGGCUCGGGCAAGGGAACUAUUUCCGAGCUGAUCUGCAAGAACCACGGAUGCGUCCACAUCUCCACGGGUGACAUUCUGCGCCAGAACAUCGUGAAGAACACGGAGCUGGGCAAGAAGGCCAAGCAGUUCAUCGCCGACGGCAAACUGGUGCCGGACUCGAUCGUGACCAAGACUAUGCUGGCCCGCAUCACCGAGGUGGGCAACAGGUCGUACAUCCUGGACGGAUUCCCGCGCAACAUCGCCCAGGCCCAGGCCCUGGAGGCUCGGGAGCAGAUCGAUGCAGUCAUCACGCUGGACAUUCCACACGAUGUGAUCAUCGAUCGGGUCAAGAACCGCUGGAUUCACGCGCCCUCCGGCAGGGUGUACAACAUAGGCUUCCAGGAUCCCAAGGUGCCGGGCAAAGACGAUGUCACGGGAGAACCGCUGACUCAGCGUGAGGACGACAAGCCACAUGUGGUGGCCAGGCGGCUGGAGCUGUACGACGAACUGAUGAGUCCAGUGAUAGCCUGGUACAAGGAGAAGGGCCUGGUGGCCACCUUCAAGGGCAGGCAGACCAAGGAGAUCUGGCCGCGGAUGGAGCUCUUCCUCAGGGACCGCAUGAAUGCGUAAUGGGACCACCCGGAAUUUCAUCCAUUGUGCACAAACUAACGAUAAACUGCUGUGUUCAAUUAAGUGCAUAAACACAUUUAGAUAUAUAUAUAUGUAGAAGCGAGUACGUAUGUAAUAUGUAUGGGCCGGGUUUGGAGAAACAGGCGUAUAAUUAAUGUAAUUGCGAAGCCUUACAAUGUGGCAGCUGUCAUCGUGUAGUCCUUGUUUUCCACACCAAGCAUUCCCCCUCAUGAAAAUGUCUUGCAGCUCCCCCUUUUUUAUAAGCAUAUUUUUGUACUUGUAGUCUGUGCUCUGAUAAUAAAUCGCGUUUGUUAUAUUGCGCUGAUAACGUAA
This is a messenger RNA of Drosophila biarmipes, 1587 nucleotides long. It is a transcript of the gene Ak3, whose product is annotated as GTP:AMP phosphotransferase AK3, mitochondrial. The transcript has 2 exons. Gene Ontology annotation, cellular component: mitochondrion; cytoplasm. The coding region runs from base 604 to 1254 and encodes 216 amino acids. NCBI's taxonomy places the organism in Eukaryota, Metazoa, Arthropoda, Insecta, Diptera, Drosophilidae. Gene Ontology annotation, molecular function: ATP binding; AMP kinase activity. The record is from RefSeq and is a predicted model, not a curated record. Gene Ontology annotation, biological process: nucleobase-containing compound metabolic process.